Molecule: messenger RNA, 6934 nt
Organism: Zootoca vivipara (common lizard)
Lineage: Eukaryota; Metazoa; Chordata; Lepidosauria; Squamata; Lacertidae
Source: RefSeq, a predicted model, not a curated record
GCUCCGCUAUGGGAAGGCGGGAGAGGGGGCUGCGGUGAAGCCUGUGGACCUCCCUCCCCCGGGAGGCAGGAAGGGGGGGCCAAGCCGGGCCGGGCGGAAGAGAGGGGGAAGGGGGCCCUGGCCAGGUCCAGCUGCCCUUUGGGGGGCGAAGAGAUGCUGGCGGGUCAGGGAUGGAGCCCAGAGGGAUCUCCAGCCAUUGGCCCCUCGCAAGAGAUGUACCUUUUUAUGCAAGUCAGGGUUGAACUGAAAUACUUAGGCCCAGAAAUGAACUGGCAACCAAUGCAGGUAUUUUUUAAAAAAGAAUUACAUGUAUUCCAAAGCAUUUUUGUGGGUCUUCAAUGAGGAGGGGUAGAUGCCACCUGUCGGGCUUCAGGGAAUCCGAUCCCUCCAAAGUGGCCAACCGAGAAGUAGAUAACAAGAGGAGUUGCUACCGAGUCCUUUAUUCAAUAUUUACAGAGAGAGAUUGUGAAAAGCGCCUCUCCAUUGCAGUAAUGGUGUUAUUCUGAGCAAAGUCCCACCCCAUGCAACCGCUGCAUUUGGGGCCAGUUUCCGAGCCGUCUUCCAGGGCAAACAUCCCAUCGGAUCCAGAGCAGGAAAUCCCAUGGCCACAUCCUCUCUAUGCCAAGGGACGGUGGCUGGAGCUAGACCUGGGCCCUCCUGGUCACCAAGGCCACCCAAACAGAUAUGGCUGGGUUGGGGUGAAGCUCUGGAACUAUGAAGUGGGGUUGGGAGGGACCCCCACUAUUGCCUUCGGUAAAAAUUACACUUGAUACAAAUGACUCACUUGUCAUUUACAGUUAUUGCUUCUUCCUUCUCCUCAGUCCUUUUUUGCAGUUUUGCAGACAGCUUGGAGUCUGAGCUGUGGUGCAAUCCAGUGCUGUUCCUAGCAAGACUCAUCCACGCUUCCUCAGGGAACAUUCCUCUUCUCUUGGCUGCGUAUUAGUCUUAUAAUAGAAGAAUGUGUUUGUAGGAUUUGUUGCACCUCGCAUUAGGACCCACUGAACUUGGCAGAGGACCAAGGGGCUCCUUCCGAUCUCUUGGAGACUUCCCAGGAGCACAGAUGGAUGAGCAAGACUCAGCUGGCCCUGAAGCAGGAAGAGGCCAUGCCCUGGAAACUCAGAGCAGUGGGAGAAACUCCAUGCAGAAGAUUCUGAGUGAGGAGGACACCCUCUACUCAGCUGUGCAGAGCCAGCUGUUCAGGCAGUUCUGCUACCAGGAGGCCAAAGGACCCCGAGAGGUUUGCAGUCAACUCUACCACUUUGUCCAUCAAUGGCUGAGGCCAGAAAGGCACACGAAAGCUGAGAUGCUGGACCUGCUGAUCUUGGAGCAGUUCCUGGCUGUCCUUCCUCCAGAGAUGGAGAGCUGGGUGAGGGAAUGUAGAGUGGAGACCAGUUCCCAGGCAGUGGCCCUGGCCGAAGGAUUCCUCCUGAGUCAGGCAGAGGAGAGAAAGCAGGCAGAGCAGCAGGGGAAGGAUCUUGAUUCUUCUGAGGAAGAGAAGACUCUGUUGGACACCAGAGUGAGGCCUCUGGGUGACAUAAUGAUGCCACCAAGACCUGCUCCUUCAUCUUUUCAUGGUGGUGGAGGGGAGGCAGCGGCUGUGGACCCAGAUCAGGGUCCGGUGUGCUUUGAAGAUGUAGCUUUGCAUUUCACUGAUGAGGAGUGGGCGUUGCUGGAUCCUGACCAGAGAGCUCUGCACCAGGAGGUCAUGGAGGAGAAUCGUGGGAUGUUGGACUCUCUCGUUUCAGGUAGUGAUGAAUUGGAAGUGAAGAACAAGAGAGACCACAAGGAAAUCCACGCAGUGCAGGAGCCAUAUCAGGAUUCAGACUGUGGAGAGAGCUUUAGUCAGAGCUCCCAUUCCUCUUACCAUCAAAGAAAUUGCCUUGAGAAGAAACCCUAUCAGUGCUUGGUGUGUGGAAAGAGUUUCCCCUGGAAACAAACUUUAGUUUCCCAUCAAAGAGUUCAUACUGGGGAGAAACCCUAUCAGUGCUUGGAGUGUGGAAAGAGCUUCACCUGGAAACAGACUUUAGCUUCCCAUCAAAGAGUUCAUACAGGGGAGAAACUCUAUCAGUGCUUGGAAUGUGGAAAGAGCUUCACUCGAAAGGAUAGUUUCACUUCCCAUCGAAUAACUCAUACAGGGGAGAAACCCUAUCACUGCUUGGAAUGUGGAAAGAGCUUCAGUCGAAAGGACAGUUUCACUUCCCAUCAAAUAAUUCAUACUGGGGAGAAACCCUAUCAAUGCUUGGAGUGUGGAAAGAGCUUCAGUCAAAAGGGCAGUUUUACUGCCCAUCAAAGAAUUCAUACAGGGGAGAAACCCUAUCAGUGCUUGGAAUGUGAAAAGAGCUUCCGUCAAAAGGGCAGUUUCACUGCUCAUCAAAGAAUUCAUACAGGGGAGAAACCCUUUCAGUGUGUGGAAUGUGGAAAGAGCUUCACCAGGAAAGUAAGUUUCACUUCCCAUCAAAGAAUUCAUACAGGAGAGAAACCAUAUCAGUGCCAAGAGUGUGGAAAGAGCUUCAGUCACAGCUCCCAUCUCGCUUCCCAUCGAAGAAUUCAUACAGGGGAGAAACCCUAUCGAUGCUUGGAAUGUGGAAAGAGCUUCAGUCGAAAGGACAGUUUCACUUCCCAUCAAAGAAUUCAUACAGGGGAGAAACCUUAUCAGUGUUUGGAGUGUGGAAAGGGCUUCAUUGAGAGCUCCAGUCUCACUGCUCAUCAAAGAAUUCAUACAGGGGGAAAACCCUAUCAGUGCUUGGAGUGUGGAAAGAGCUUCACCUGGAGACAGAGUUUUGCUUCCCAUCGAAGAAUUCAUACAGGGGGAAAACCCUAUCAGUGUUUGGAGUGUGGAAAGAGCUUUGCCUGGAGACAGAGUUUUGCUCUCCAUCAAAGAAUUCAUAUAGGGGGGAAACCCUAUCAAUGCUUAGAAUGUGGAAAGAACUUCAGAAGGAACUCCCAUCUCACUGCCCAUCAAAGAAUUCAUACAGGGGAGAAACCCUAUCAGUGCUUGGAAUGUGAAAAGAGCUUCAGUCGAAAGGACAGUUUCACUUCCCAUCAAAAAAUCCAUGCAGGGGAGAAACCCUAUCAGUGCUAGGAAUGUGGAAACAGCUUCAGUCAAAAAGGAAACCUCACUUUCAUCAAAAAAUACAUACAGGGGAGGAAUCAUGUCAGUGCCAAUGGUGUGAUUGGAGGGAUUUAUGAAAGUCUGGUCUCAUUUUUAAAGCUCUUUUAAAAACAAUUGUAGCUCUUAAAAGGAUUGAAAGCUGGCUGAAAAAACAAAAAUCAGGACAGGUUUGGACAAGUUCAUUUCUCUUUGAAGGAAAAUAUUCCUUCUACUCUGAGACACUUAAAGAGGAUUGGAUUCCUGCAAGACAACUAUUCUUCUCUGGACAUCUAAAUUGCUAGGUCCUCUUGGACAUAUUGUUUCUUUUCUUCUUUUUUAUGGUUCCUCUCUUAAAGUAAUUAUUUGGUUAUUUCGAAUCUUAAUUUGAGAAUUUGGAUUUUAUGUUAAACAGCUUAUGUGUGUUGGGUAUCAGGCUAGAAGGAAGAUGGAGGGGUGGAGAAAUACAGGAAACAGGAACUCUUGGGAAAGAGUUAUUCUGUGGCCUUGACAAACUGAUAAAGUGCUGCUGGAAAAGGGAGAGUGAGAUUUAGACUAUGGCAGUUUCAAAGACAGUUAACACCAGGCUUGUGUUAAAUUUGGAGAAACUUUUAGCCCGAAUUGAUAGAAAUACUGAAAUGGUGACAAAUUUGACCACUAAAGUAGAGACACUGACAAAGAAAGCAGAAGCACUAGAUCAGGCAUCCCCAAAUUCAGCCCUCCAGCUGUUUUAGGACUACAAUUCCCAUCAUCCCUGACUACUGGUCCUGUUAGUUAGGGAUGAUGGGAGUUGUAGUCCCAAAACAGCUGGAGGGCCGAGUUUGGGGAUGCCUGCACGAGAUGUCUCCAUGAAAGGAAGGGAGAAGAAAUCUGAAAAGCUGGGAAAGGAGACAAAAAAAUGGAAAUCAGAACAGGAGACGCUUAGGAUUGAUGUGGAUGGUUUGGGUGGAAGGCAUUUGAUGGUUUGAGCAGAGUGGCUGGAUGUUGAAGAGGAAUUCAUGGAGGCGCCACCCUCUUCACAGCCGGGGGUUGUGGCUUUUUGGUAGAAAACCAAUGUGAAUCGAUCCCCCCCAGUGCCACUCCUGGGCUGGUUUUUCUGUCUUCAUAGGCUUCUCUGCCUAUGCCCCCGACCCGCCCAGGAGAAUCUAAUGCAUCUUUGGUUGGGAGUGUCCAGCAAGGAGAUGGGAGAUCAUAGAAUCAUAGAGUUUGGAAGAGACGACAAGGGCUAUCCAGUCCAACCCCCUGCCAAGCAGGAAACACCAUCAAAGCAUUCUUGACAUGUGCCUGUCAAGCCUCUGCUUAAAGACCUCCAAAGAAGGAGACUCCACCACACUCCUUGGUAGCAAAUUCCACUGCUGAACAUCUCUUACUGUCAGGAAGUUCUUCCUAAUGUUUAGGUGGAAUCUUCUUUCUUGUGGUUUGAAUCCAUUGCGCCGUGUCCGCUUCUCUGGAGCAGCAGAAAACAACCUUUCUCCCUCCUCUAUAUGACAUCCUUUUAUAUAUUUGAACAUGGCUAUCAUAUCACCCCUUAACCUUCUCUUCUCCAGGCUAAACAUGCCCAGCUCCCUAAGCCGUUCCUCAUAAGGCAUCGUUUCCAGGCCUUUGACCAUUUUGGUUGCCGUCUUCUGGACACGUUCCAGCUUGUCAGUAUCCUUCUUGAACUGUGGUGCCCAGAACUGGACACAGUACUGCAGGUGAGGUCUGACCAGAACAGAAUACAGUGGUACUAUUACUUCCCUUGAUCUAGAUGCUAUACUCCUAUUGAUGCAGCCCAGAAUUGCAUUGGCUUUUUUAGCUGCUGCAUCACACUGUUGACUCAUGUCAAGUUUGUGGUCUACCGAGACUCCUAGAUCCUUUUCACAUGUACUGCUCUCAAGCCAGGUAUCUCCCAUCCUGUAUUUGUGCCUUUCAUUUUUUUUGCCCAAGUGUAGUACUUUACAUUUCUCCCUGUUAAAAUUCAUCUUGUUUGCUUUGGCCCAGUUGUCUAAUCUGUUAAGGUCAUUUUGAAGUGUGAUCCUGUCCUCUGGGGUAUUAGCCACCCCUCCCAAUUUGGUGCCAUCUGCAAACUUGAUCAGGAUGCCCUCAAGCCCAUCAUCCAAGUCAUUGAUAAAGAUGUUGAAUAAGACUGGGCCCAAGACAGAACCCUGUGGUACCCCACUAGUCACUAUUCUCCAGGAUGAGGAGGAGCCAUUGAUGAGCACCCUUUGGGUUCAGUCAGCCAGCCUGUUACAAAUCCACUGAAUGGUAGCAUUGUCUAGCCUGCAUUUUACCAGCUUCUCUACAAGAAUAGUUGUCAGUAGAUGGUUGCCAGUCAAAGGGUAGUUUAAGACGCAGGUAAAAAGAGCUCCUUGUGAAAGUGAGGGCAGUUUCAGGGGAAAUUUCCAGCCCUGGCAUUGGGAGCCAGAAGAGGAAUACUGGAAGAGGAAGAGGACACUCCAGGCUCAUCUAGUCCAACCCCUGCAAUUCAGGAACCCCGGUACUUAGUCCCACCAGCUCCCUUGAACUGGGCAACUCAGAUGCCUAAAGCAGCGCCCCGUUGGAGAGAAGCCUUUGGUAGCCUCUGGAGCUGGCCAGACCUUUUGGACGGCUGUUUCCAUCCCCCCUGCCUUCUGCUUGCAGGCCCGGUUGGGAGUUGUAGUCCAAAGCAGAUUGAGGGGUCCUGGUCCUGGAAGGCCUGCUGAAGCCAUUGUGCUGUGCCCCUAGCCUGGGAAGGCCUCCUGGGCCAGCCCCCCCACCCCCCAAUCUAGGACCUGUGUGUUUCUGUGGCUCUUGUGAGUCCGAGACCCUGGAGUUGAAGGGACCCCAAGGGUCAUCUAGCCCCCCCUGCAAUGCAGGAAUGGCAGCUGCAAUGUUCCCUUGUGGUGUCUGGAUUCCCUUGGAUGUUUCAGGUGGUUUUCAAAUUGGAACUAACUUUUGGCACAAAAUGGGGGGGGGCCUCUUUUCAGUGCCAGGAUCCAGGGUGCUCUCAUGACCUGGGAGCCAAUCCUUCACCACUCCCAAUAAAAUGGGUCUUCCCCUCAUCUCCUUGCAGGACCCCUUGCCUUCCUCUUUGCUCAGAGUCAGAACCAACUCUCUCUCAAGGGACCCUGGAGCCAAACACUUCCAGAAUUUUCUCUUUCUUCUCCCACUCCUCAGCAUUGCCUUCAUGGGGAGGGGGCGUUGCCAGCAGUCCCCAACUUUACUUGAAUUUGGAAGGGGUCUGAGAUAGGAACAAGGGCUAAAUUGUGACUCGCACCCACCCACCGACCCUCUGCCUUGAUUUCAAACAGUCAUGAAUUUGUCCCAGACCCACAAAUGUAAGCUUUCUCCACAGUUCCCCCCCAAGGGAGGCCACUUUCAGGUGUGUCAGUGAGGGAGGGGGUAGAGGGACCACGUUCAGGUGUUUACAUGCCAGGAAGGGGCAGGGGGGGGGGCGUCCUCUAGCUUCUCAAGCAAAGGGUGGGAAAGAAUACUUUCUUAUUGCUCUUGAGAUGUUCAGAAAUCUCUUGUCCUAAUUUUUAACAACAGAGGCCUGCUUUGAUGGGCUUGCUUUUUUCCCUUGCCACUAAAAAAUCCCAGUUAACUGACACUUUGCCGAUUGUUAUCUUUAAUGACUUAUUUUUUAAGUUAAAGAUGUUAUUUUUGAGACACUGUGCUUACUGCUGCUUUUUUCUAUUCUGGUUUUGAAUAAAAAUUAAUCUGUGGUCUUUUCCUGUUGCUUGAUAUACAAUGGAUGCAUAUUUAUGUAUUUAUUUACUCAUGGCUUAUAUGCCCAUGGAACAUAUGAUAUUUAUUGCUGAAAUAUAGACACAAAACAACAUAUGCUAAAACAAAAGAAGUGCCAGGGUCAGAUCACUUCCUGGUGCA